Molecule: messenger RNA, 5617 nt
Organism: Neurospora crassa OR74A
Lineage: Eukaryota; Fungi; Ascomycota; Sordariomycetes; Sordariales; Sordariaceae
Exons: 5
Coding region: 1967-5092 (1041 amino acids)
Source: RefSeq, a predicted model, not a curated record
CACCCACACCCACUCACCACACCUGACUGACUCUUUGCAUCGAACUCAACCAGAUCGCAUAUCAUUUGGCCAAUGGUCGAGUUCCCUCACUCACAUCAGCCCUAUGGGCUCGAUCUGCAUGUCUGACCUGCACAAUGGGAGAGAUUGAGGCUUGGACUGUUUGGCGGUGUCGGUAACAGUCCGUCCUUCAUCGAUCCUUUUACGGUUUUCCAUUUCCAUUCGGAAAGCAGCGAGACGGAUGAUUCAUGAUGAAUCCUUGUUCUUCUUUCCAUUGCGGCAAUGCCACAAUCCCCUUACUUAUUCGGUCGUUUUCGUGCCAAUAUGCAAACACAUACUCCUUUGUCGUCGACCGAGACACAUGCCAUCCCAUGUUGUUUGUUGGCGUCAUGUCUGCUCACACGAGACACGAUAUGCAGUCAGAUCGAGAAAUGUGAAGGCGUUGGUCACGGGUUCUCUCGCUUCUCGCCUCACAAACUGGUGUACUUCAGUUCUCUCUUUCGGGCUCCCCUCUGCCACCUCAUGUCAACAUGCCCACCUCGGACUUGGGUUGUCACAAGUGUCGACCGCUUCGCAUUCCCAAGCAAGACCCGGCGUCCAUGAAGGGAUUACCAACUGAAGUGACCGGACCGCCCGAUGACUCAGGCCAGCAUUAUCGACUGCCCGGUCUCAGGACAUUCAACGCAUCGUCUACUACGACGUUGAUGUUCUCGUCAGGGCGUGGCAGAAACAACAACAACAACAACAAGACAAGACUUGGGAUGCUUUGAUUAUUCCAUUGUGUUCAAAGCAUGUCGCUCAUCAUCGGUUUCACAUCCUAUAAUGGCCGUUGUCUGGAUGAUCACAGGCGUCGCAAUCUGGGAAUGCCUUCUCUGGCUUCUGCGGGAUUGGUCGUGAAACGGUUCCGUCCAGCCGGACAUCCAAUCAGCGACACCAACUCCGGGUCUUCGAGGGAUGAUACAGUAUGUACAGUGGCGGAAGAGCCCUACAGCAUGCACGACACCCCCAAAUUGCCCCAAUGCUCCCGUUCUUCAGCGCAUCAGAAGCGUACGGGUUUCGAUGGCGCACCAUUCCGGCCCGUUGCAUGGAUGUGGUGCCGCUGUGUACCUAUCAUUUCCAUUUUGGGUCUCGCAGCGUCGACGACACCAUCACGAUACUACACAGUACCUCAGUCGAUCCAGUCUCUUCCGACAGUUCAAGUGAUGCCAAGUCCAUGGUGGUAUUUGGCGUGGUGAUUUGUUUCCGUCGUUUGUAUCAUGAUGGCUCUUCGGGCGAGCAGCUUGCCUCACGCUCAUACGUAGCUCAUGUAGCUCGAAGCGCGAGAUCCGUGGCUUUCGAAUUAGGGGCAUCAACAUCAACCAAGCAAACGUGUCGUGGAGCUGUGAACGAGAAUAUGUACCCGACCUAUCUGACCAAUAUAUCAAAUCGGUACUCGACAUGCACAAGGAACAGCGCUGAUACUACCCUCCACCAUCUCCUAGACGCCAUUGGAUGCCCCAGUCGAGGCCUGAACAGUGCGCAGCUGCGAUGAGCUUCCAUCUACACCGACCUUCCAAGCCAAGAGACUGUCAAAGAGGUACUCUGCAGUGUCUGUCUAUCCGUCCCCAUUGAUUCAGCCUUAUGCCCUCCGGGUUACGUCGCUAUACAGCGGCAUCUCCUCUACGAGCUCCGCGCCGGCACACCCCACGAAACCAUCAUCAAGGACCGCGACUUCGCCUUGUUCUGACAUGAUACUACCGUCUCUCCGCGUCACCCUAGAGGCCGGCAUAGGAAAUGAAAGCACCGCCUCCUCCAGGAACCGCUUCAAUAAAUAAGAACAAGACCCCUUCUUGAACAAGGUCUAUCUGGAGGUAACCCGUUUCCUGGCUUCUUCUUCUCACGGGAUUCUGCACAGACUGAUACUCUUGGCUUAUAUCUUUGUGGUCUAACAGAAACCAUACACCUGCCCAAUACCGUCCAAAUCCUCUUCAUGGCUCUGAAUCACCAUCAGCCAAAGGUGGACCGUGUGAGAGAAGGAUUCACCAGCUAUGCCGUCGGGGAGAUUGAUGCUUUUUCGUAUCAGGUGCCGACUACUACAUCCAAGGAAAACCCAUAUUCCGAGACACAUACCGACAACAUCUGGCAAGAGACCGACUACUUUCCGACUUACGAUCAUGAUCUCAUCAGCAAACACUCCCGCGCCUCGCUUGCCUCGACAUCUAGACGGAGCUCAGCUGCUCCCAGCAUCUUUUCGACUGCUGGCCUAAGAAUCUCAACUGCCUCGACGGCAUACUCACGAUAUUCGGUUCGACAACACUCCGUGGACUCGGCGGAUCCUAAUAUGUCUGCAACACCUUGUAGUUCUGGGAAAUGCGAUGACGGCUUCAACACCGAUGACUACCCACCUCGCUAUCAUUGCACAUUCUGCGACGCCAUGUUUGCGUGUCCCGGCCAGUGGAGGGAUCACGAACUCAGGGAUCACGACAGACCCGAGGAGCAUUUGUGCUCCAUUUGCCACGAUUCUUUCUCUGAACGACCAUCUCUUGCAUCCCAUUGUCGAGAUGUUCACAAUCUUUCUUCUUCCCCAACGACUCAACACAUAGUCAAGCUACCGACAAGAGGUGCUUGGGGAUGUGGAUUCUGCGGUGCCUUCGUGCAGUCGCGUCCUGACUACCUAGAUCACGUCGGCCGGCACUGCGAAGAAGGCAUGCAAAGAGCCCAUUGGCAGCACUCCUCUGUGAUUCGUGGCCUUCUAAAACAGCCAAAGAUAGCGGAAGCAUGGGACCGCCUGGUUACGAACCAAGAGCGGGAUCGAGGUACCAGGUUGCAUUUUACGUGGGAUGAACAGGCGACCGGACGACACGCGGCCACGGAGGCUGACGACGCCCGCAAUCCCUCUCGGUUGCAAGACAUACUUGAGUUCUUUGCAAACAGCUCUUCGGACCCCCAGUACAUCGCGCAAUAUGCCUUUGACACGGCUCAAAUUAGAACCGAACAGAACGUCAAUAGUCUCGUCAAGGCGUACUACUCUCAUGGCUUGCGCCCGUUGCCGGAGAGUCCAGGUGACAUCACUUCACCUCGAGUUGAUGGAAUGAGCUACCUAAACCUCGAGCAGUCCGCGCCCCAAAUCAGUACUAAAAACUCCGACAAUCCUGUACCGGCUGAAUCUUCAUUUCCCGUGUCAUUCGCGGGGGCAAUUUCUACUGCAGCGUUUCUUUCGCAAGCAACUGUCGUCGAAUCUGGACUAAGUCCCGCUUGGGACCCCUACGCUCGCACCCAAUUAUCCAAGGCAAGCCAGGAUCGAGAAACGGACAUUGCACCGCAUCACACAAACUCGCCCAACACCACAGAGAGCGCUCCUUCUCCUGUGACAAUGACCAAUGCAUUUUUACACACGAAAUCGACUCCAUCACCAAUACGAAAAGGGCUACGUCGGAUAGAUAGCGAUAGACGUCUUGAUGCUCUCAAACCUGGAACUGUGGACUUGGUCCGAGGGGAAGAUCUCCAACGUCCACGGACUGCUUUGGCCUCAAAUUACACCAGAGCCCCAAUUGCAGUAUCUGUGGAACAUGGCGUUGAGGCCAGUCAGCAACCCUCUCUUUCAGAUGCUGUGCUUAAAUCUGCUCCCAUGAAUAACGUCGUUCGCAAGGACUGGCUGCUUGUUUCGAAGCCAGGGAGCCGCUCUUCCAUUGGGUCACCGUCUGUCUCAAGCAUGCGAUCUGAUAUUACCAGGAAAGGAUUCUCGACCCACGAUGAUAGCACUAGUGAACAUGUCUCAGAUGACAGUCUCUCUGACCCAGAUCUUUGGGCAGAACACAACAUCGGCGAUGACAACAGUAGAGCUUGGAGCAAAGCGUAUCAGCAGGCCAUCAACAUGGCGCUACAACGACUUUGGUCCCAGUAUAACCACAACUGGGAUGCAUUAAUCAGAUCAUGUGUCGGAAGUGCAGGGAGCAGCAACACCGACAGAAUGGAUCCAUAUCGAGCGAGAAAAGCCACACCGUCUCGGCGAAAGCCGGACGGAAGCCUUCGACCUCCGAGUUCACGGCGGACCUCCGAUGACGAUGACGAUGACGACGAUGAUGACGGUAGUCAGCUCUCGCCUUAUGCUUCCAGGCCUGGGUCCGCAACAUCGAAGAGAUUUGCUUGCCCGUUCCGUAAGCACAAUCCAGAAAAGUACAACCGCGUGGAUUAUGAUAUUUGCGCCAACAAGGACUGGCCAACCAUUCCAAGGUUAAAGGAGCAUCUAUAUCGGAGACACUACAAGAUCCAUUGUCAACGGUGCAAGCAAACUUUCAGCGAUGCGAGACAGCUCACGAUUCACGAGAUGGCCCCAGAAGCUUGCGAACUCCUCGACGUCAAACCGCCUGGAGACAUUACUACGUCACAAGAACGGCAGCUCAAGUCCAGAAAACAUACAUAUCGGCGCCAAAGCGACGAAGAAAAAUGGAGAGAGAUUUAUCGACUGCUGUUCCCCAACGAUAUUGUACCGUCGCCUUAUCCCGAAUACGCAGAGGACUUCCAGCCUAUGGCAGCCGAGUCUCGCAACGUUCUGGAAUUCCAACACUACCUGUUGACGGAAAUGCCCAGGCUUUUCACGCAAGCUGCCUACGAAUACGCUGGACAACACAUACAAGAACAAGUGCUGCUACGGAUUGACGACGUCAACAAGAUCAUCGAAGAUACUUUGCAACAGGCCUACGAUACAUGGACAUUACAGGGACGUCUGCUUCCGCCGAACAUCAGCCCAUCCAUCUCAAUGCGCGAGUUCCAGGCUGCACCGGCUACACAGGCCGGGCAUUUGAGCAGCAUGCCAUCGACAACCUGGUCCGAACCACCUAUGCCACCUCGUCCAUACAUUCAUGAACAGUCAGCUGCUCCUCUGUUGCCCAAUACCUCUUCUCCGGAGUAUACACUCUUCUCAGUGGCAUCUGAAAUGGACGCGAUGCUCUCGCUCGACGACAUCGAUAUCCCUGUUUCCAAUCCGGCUGGGGUUGGAUCUGCACCGAAUUACACGAUCAAUGACUACAUGACGACGGGGCCUGAUGUGCAGUAUACUGGCGUCGGCUUUUUUCCUUAUGAUAAUAAUACGGGGGGUAAUCAGGAUUGGUUCUAAGCCACUCCUGCCGAUACGAGUGGCACAAAUCCCCCCCCAAAGACCAAAUACAAUGGCUAGAUUAGGUUACACGAAGACGAACGAAGACGCGGGCUGUUUCCCAUGUUGUCAACUGCAGCAGCCAUUUUGCUGCGAACCUUUCCACCUUUUUGAAACUUGGGGUAAUAUUGACGGAAUGGCCAGUGCCUGUCUCUUGGACAAGUCAUUUACUGUUCUUCACAGCUUGUUGCGGUUAGUUCGCGAUAGACAGCGAACACUAGAUUUCAUUUUAAUAGACCAUUUUGAAGCGUAUCACCUUGUCCUCCUUUUCCUCAGAUUCACCAUCCUGUAACCUGGAUCUAACCUGGGUUGUUUUCCUUUCUCAUUUAUACGACCGACCGGUAUAAACAAGAUGGCUACGGUACGGUUCAGAAGGCCGUCAACGAGUUUUGAUAUGUUAUAUUCUACUUCGAAAAGAGGAUAAAUCAGUAAGGAAAUAUUUUGUACAUGGCAUUGAAUUUAGAGUGAAUCAAAUAUAAAACUGCC